AUGGCAGCUUUAAUGAAGAAAAGAGUAUUAGCAGAGUUUAACCAGAGUCAGGUAAAUUAAAUGUUUGUUUUUAGAAAAAUUUUGGAUUAAAUAUUUCAUUUAAUUAAAUAUCAUUUAUAGGUUGUAAAUGAUCCACCGUUAAAGAGAUUAAGAACAUUACGUCUUAUAUCUAAUUCGGGCAGUAAAAAUGGAAUAGAAGGAAGUUCAGCAUUAGCUUAUAUUGAAUGCCUUGAGAAGUGUAAAUGUGGCAAUGAUGCAUUACAGCUUCUUGUUCGUAUAUCUGAUACAAUUGCGUACAUUUCUCCAGAGGAUGUUCCUUCUGUUGUAAAAAAAUUAUCAGAGAGAUUUACCAUAGAAACAGAAGCGGCGGUUCGUGCCAAAAUACUUUGGAUAUUUGCUGAAUUAGGGGAAAUAACAAAUGAUUCGAUAGAAAAGACAAAAAUUGUUAACGAAACAGCUGAACUUCUGAAAAACGAAGAAUCACAUAGGGUAAAAAGCCAAGGGCUAGCAACAUUGUUAAAGUUAGGAGAUUAUCAUAGGACUCUUGUAUUAAAAAUUGCUCGUGAGCAUUUACCUGAUACUUGGCAUGGUGUACAAACACGCUGCCUUUCUAUUAUUGGUAGAUACUUAACUGCAAAUAUUACAGAUGAUACUUUGCCACUCGUUAGUAAUUAUGCAUAUUCUCAAGAUCCAAGGGUACGUGCGCAAGCAUUUGAAACAAUGGCUGAACUUCACUCUUAUAGAGGUUGUAGAUUACCUGCAAGCUUUUUUGGAGAAGCUUGUACUGCUCUCAGAGAUGAUUAUGAAAUAGUUCGUAGAACUGUCCUCAAAUUAAUAUGGCUUUUAGGCAGAGAAUACCCUGAAAAUAUCAUUGUAGGGACAGAUGGAGAAGAUAUACGUAUGGUGGAUUGUGCAUUUUCUCAAAUUUGUAGCCUUAUGGGCGACUUAUCUCCAAGAGUUAGAGCUUCAGCAAUGUCUCUUCUAGGAACAAUGAAAGGUGUAUCACAAAGAUACAUAGAACAAGCAUUGGAUAAAAAGCAAAAAGUUGUAGAAGCAGAUAGACCAGAAGUAGAAGAGAAAAGUGGAUCAUGCGGUGCCUUUAUUCACGGUUUAGAAGAUGAAUUUCUGGAGGUGAGAACAGCAGCAGUUGAAGCUCUUUGCACCUUAUCCUUGGAACAACCAAACAUAGCUAGAAUUUCAUUAGACUUUAUGGUUGAUAUGUUUAAUGAUGAAAUUCAAGAUGUACGAUUAAGAGCUAUUGAAUCAUUAAGAAAAAUGUCUGCGAGUGUAACGCUUCGUGAAGAUCAAUUAGAAACAAUUUUAGGGGCACUGGAAGACUUUUCAGGUGAAGUACGAGAAGGUCUACAUGCUACCUUGGCUGCUAGUCAACUUGCCACAAGAAAUUGUCUUCACAUGUGUGUAAAUCGUUUACUUGAUAAUUUAAGUCGUUAUCCACAAGAUAAGGAAAGUAUUAGAAAUUGUUUAGCAGCAUUAGGGGCUUCGCAUCCAUAUCUGACAUUACCUUUAGUGCCGCAACUUCUUGGACGGCAUCCAUUUUUUGAUACACCAGAGCCGGAUGUUGAUGAACCUUCUUGUAUCCUUCUAACUAGAAUUCCAGUUUUCUUUAUAAAAUAUAAAUUAUAUUAG
Messenger RNA from Heterotrigona itama, 1647 nucleotides. The record is from the annotation of a GenBank genome assembly. Lineage: Eukaryota; Metazoa; Arthropoda; Insecta; Hymenoptera; Apidae.